AUGAAUCCGAAGUCAGAGUCAGGUCCUCAAGGGCUUCUGGAUCUUACUGAGAUUAAUUGGAUUACCUUGCCGGCAUCCAGCCUCAGUGAGAAGCCAGUCCAUGAGGCUUUACUAGCUAUCCAGGAAGAGGGCUGGACUAAGAUGAUGAAGCGAUGGAACUGCCUUAUCUAUGUAUCAUCUCAGGCUGACUUUGAUGCCACAUGGGUAGCUUUUCAGACAAGAUACGAGGCGCCUGUCUUUGCUGACAUUUCUACCUAUAUCUUGAAGGAAUGGAUUGAUAGCUGCCCUAAGAACUUCCUUCGCUUCUACACUGACCAAUAUCUCUAUCGAGGCGAGGCGGCGAUCUCCCGUACCGAGGCUUCGCAUUGGCUUCUGAAACAAGAUCUCUAUGUCUCUACAAAUGAUAUUCUAGCCGUCCUGGAUAACUUCAAGCUUAUGAUCGACCGCCAGUACGCUAACAACAAGUUCUAG
Penicillium atrosanguineum is the source of this 471-nucleotide messenger RNA. RefSeq lists its product as uncharacterized. The transcript has 2 exons. The record is from RefSeq and is a predicted model, not a curated record. Lineage: Eukaryota; Fungi; Ascomycota; Eurotiomycetes; Eurotiales; Aspergillaceae. The coding region runs from base 1 to 471 and encodes 156 amino acids.